Messenger RNA from Talaromyces stipitatus ATCC 10500, 785 nucleotides. RefSeq lists its product as uncharacterized. The record is from RefSeq and is a predicted model, not a curated record. The transcript has 4 exons. Bases 177 to 728 code for a protein of 183 amino acids. NCBI's taxonomy places the organism in Eukaryota, Fungi, Ascomycota, Eurotiomycetes, Eurotiales, Trichocomaceae.
GAAUAUGAGUCCAGUUUUAAAUUCGCCUCUGCUAGCCACAUGCAUGCCGAUUUAAUUUCCUUAGUCUGUCAAUCAGCACUUACAUGUGCCCUUGUCAACUGGGAGUAAUUCGUAUUGCAAACAUUCUAUUCACCUUCUAAUUUAUACCACAGUUUCAAAACAACUUCAAGUCCAACAUGGACCAAAAACACAAAGAGUACAUCAAAGCCUUACAUGUCGGCCACGUUCGACCAGAUGAGAUCCCAUGGCGGAGAUUGGGGCAGUACCUUUACAGGGUUCUAGAAGAUGGAUCACAAACUCAGAUGCGCCUCUGUAUGAUUGAGAGCCUUAUUCCCCCUCGCAGCGAGGGGCCGGUAUUUCAUUUCCAUGAAAUGCAUGAUGAGGGAUUCAUUAUCACGAAGGGCAGGAUUCGUUUCCACACACCCGGUGCUCCGCCGAUUGAUGCCAAAGCGGGAGACAUCAUUACCGUCCCAAUUCGUCUUCCGCACAAAUUCAGCAACCCUUUCAACGAAGAGGGCGUCUUCAUCAACACAAUCACUCCGGGUUUCUUCGUGCGAUAUUUCGAGUACUUAGAACAACUUCUCGGGGAUGGUACAAAACUCACAGCAGAAGCAAAUAUAGCGGCUUUGAAACGAUUCGCGACUGUUCCCCUAGAUGAAGAUACCAUCAUGAAGUUGAUUGAGGAAAGCAAGGCCAAUGGGAAUGGCGAUGUGGAUAUCGACAUAUAGUUAGCUCUAGGUUCAGAUAUUUUUUAAGGAAUAGAAACCAUCGUGAUUUUAUUUAAC